AGGGACAGAGCUGGCAGGCGAUCCUUACUAUUCUACUGCACCAGGAGGAGGUGAAAGCAGAAGAAACAAGAGACAUCAGGGGCACUGCAGACAAGGGAGGGAGAAAGAAACCCAUCAUCUGCAUUGGGCCACCAGGAAGACCGAGCUCUAACAUAAUAAGCUGUUUGAGUGUGUGCGUGAGACAGAGAAGUAUGCUUUGCUGAUGAUCACAAACAGGGAAGAGGUUUAUACAAGAUCGGGAAGGAUGCAUCUUUAAAACACUGCAUGAGGGAUUAAGGCACUGUGAGCGAUGCAACCUCCCAGUUACAACAGACUGGUCCACUUUCUCCAGCGUUUAUGAAUCAGCCACAGCGCGUUUACUACAAUUUUCCUUUUAUUGGGAGGAGCUGACUAACCUGUGAUUUCAUAUCAAGGUAUUUGAUGUCAUCAAGGAAUUAUGGAUGGUCUGUGAUGAUGUGAAUGGUGCUGCGAUGCCAGUCGUGAUCUAAGUUUGCGGAGCACAUUGCACUAUUGUGGACCGCAUUGUUGACAUUGCUGAGGUCUGGUGCAUUCAUCUCAAGCGCUACAGUUACAGAAUACCCUGCCCUAGGUGUAACUGGAACAGCUUUUAAUUGCCAGGGACCCUGUGAAAAUGGCCACUCUGCUGCGGAAAAUAGGACUGAUUCGUCUUCACGACAGGGAUACGGAAGACCCCAAGCAUCACCACCAUCACCGCAGCCAACAAGGAUCACUGAAAAACAGCAAGGGGAAGAACAGCAGCAACAAGCAGUUGGGGGGCUCAGCCGGAGGAUGUGGUGGUGGUGGUGGUGGUGGGAGCAGCGGAGGGGGCAGCAGCGGAUGCUGCAGCAGUAACACCACAACCGGCGAGGUGAGCCUCGGCCAGGCUGAGGUCAAGGGCAAAAAAACUGAACAGUGUCACAAGGAUAAACAUGGAACGCCUGGAGGAAGGGACAAAAACAAUGCCAAAGAGACUAGCACCCCGUCCAUUACCAAGGAGUCUAAACAGCAAGGUGGCGGUGGCAAUGGAGGUGCAGGGAGCAAACAAGGUGGGAGCUCCACCUUGCAGCCACUGGUUCCCCCAAAUAGGCAGCACUGUACCCAGGUGAGGAGCAGACGACUGAUGAAGGAGCUUCAAGACAUCCGCAAGCUGAGCGACCAAUUCAUGUCUGUAGAGCUGGUGGAUGACAGCCUUUUCGACUGGAAUGUCAAGCUACACCAGGUGGACAAGGACUCCACCCUCUGGCAGGACAUGAAAGAGACCAACACAGAGUUCAUCUUACUUAAUCUCACCUUCCCGGACAACUUCCCAUUCUCCCCACCUUUCAUGAGAGUGCUGAGCCCCAGGUUGGAGAAUGGCUAUGUGCUGGACGGUGGGGCCAUCUGUAUGGAGCUUCUCACCCCUAGGGGAUGGUCCAGUGCCUACACUGUAGAGGCCGUCAUGAGGCAGUUUGCAGCCAGCUUGGUCAAAGGCCAGGGCCGCAUAUGCAGGAAAGCGGGCAAGUCUAAAAAGGCCUUCAGCCGCAAGGAGGCAGAAGCAACAUUUAAGAGCUUGGUGAAGACUCAUGAGAAGUAUGGCUGGGUGACCCCACCAGUAUCUGAUGGCUGAUGCAAGGAACCCCAUCUAAAAUAGACUUAUAGGAAGGGGGAUGGAAAAUGUCACCAAGAAAAAAGAAUAAAUAUGAAUAUAUUAAAAAAAAAGAUCACUAUUCCAUCUUCUUAGUGCUGUACUUCAUCCAUCCAUCCGUCCUUUUCUACUUCAGCUUCAGUUUAAGAAUGUGAUUGACAAGAAGACUUAAUUUAUUUAUGCCCAGAUGUGUUUACAAAAAAAUGAGACAUGGACUGAAAACUGAUUAUGGAAUGUUGUGUUACAAUCAUGUUUCCAGACUGAUGAGCGAUCAUCUUCAGGUCACCGUAGAGCGGAGAUUGAGAUUGCUUCAUUGUCCAUUCUUGACGCAUGGUUUUUCAGCUUCUUUCCAUGUCAGCAACGCCAAAUGGCAGCACUUGAAUUUCCAUCUGCAGCCACUGUUUAUUUAAAUGUAAUUGAAGCCGUUAAUAUUUAAUAGGCAAGCAAUGCAUUGCAGGUACAUGUUUGCUGUGCUGUUUAUCUUUGUCUGUUUUCCUGGCAGGUCAACACAACUUUGAAGAUUUUUGUCUUUAUGUGGAGCUGUGGUCCGCUGUGACUCAAAACCUAGACCUCAUUUGUGUUUGAUGUGAUCUGUGUUGGAAUAUUGACGAAAUAUAACAGUGAAAAAAAUAACGAAGAGUAAUAGUGUGGAGCUAUUGUAAAAUAAAAGUUCACUUAAUGCUGGGUGAAGUUGGUUUUCAUGCGUGGUGUAAUGAGAUGUCACUAAAACAAUUUAGAGAUCAUUAAACACAUUCUAUGUAA
This is a messenger RNA of Spea bombifrons (plains spadefoot toad), 2386 nucleotides long. RefSeq names its product ubiquitin conjugating enzyme E2 Q family like 1 (gene UBE2QL1). NCBI's taxonomy places the organism in Eukaryota, Metazoa, Chordata, Amphibia, Anura, Pelobatidae. Bases 632 to 1606 code for a protein of 324 amino acids. The record is from RefSeq and is a predicted model, not a curated record. The transcript has 2 exons.